GGUCAAAGGUCAUUUAAUGUCAAUGAACUUUGGUCAUUUUGGAGGUUAUUAUUAGAUUGCUUAAUUAUAAUGUUCAAAGCUUAUAGAUAUAGUUUAUAAAGUGUGGAUGUAGGGGUACUAUCAAGUAUCACUGACAAGUCUUCGGCCGUGUUUAUGCUUCCAAUUUUCAGGCCAGAAUCUUCAUAAACUAUUUGGUCGAUGCAUAUUGAGGACCUGGCGCUGGUUUUGAGCUGAUAAAAGCAGCACCAAAAUAGGUUGGGCCUGGCACGGGCUAUUUUGCCAGGCCGAGACUGUUUGGUUCAUAAUUUUAGCCUGGGUCUGACCCAGUCCAGACCAGCAAGUCACUUUAAGAGACAUUAGUCUAUUGCCAUUACCUUUUUAAGAUUAAUGAACUGUGACUUUGAAAAUUUGCAUUCCUAAAAACCAUUGAAAUGAAGUCCUUGUUGUGAGUACAUGUAUGGACCAUGGUGCCAUCCAGCUACUGAUGAAGCGAGCUCCCAGAGGGAAUUAUUGUAGUUGAUUGAGACUGAAUUGCAGGCUCUUUUAUCGAGAAUACCUAUUGGACUGCCAUUCAAGGGGAAGCCAAGUGGAAGCACUGUGUUGUAGCUGUAGAUGUUCUGACUCUCGCCUUGUAAUCAGAGGGUCAUGUGUUCGAAUCCCACCAUGGCCUAGCGUCCUUUGGCAAGGCAUCAAUCCACACUUUGCCAAUCUCACCAAGGAGCUAAUUUGGGUACCAGUAGGAAACAACUUUCAUUGUGGUUGGUUUAGCAAGUGUGCGCUUAACAGGCUGCUUGAAAAGCUAUGAAUCGAGUGACCAGGGGGCUGAGCGUGUGAUAUUCAUGAACAUCAAGUAAAGAUCGCUAUGGAAACAUGUCGUCCACAUGGGAGAACUGGAAGCACCACAGGCACAAAUGUAAAGAAGGAGUCAAGUGAUUUCCAUGGUAACACCAUCAGCAAUGGCAGAUACCGUAUUGGUAGUAGUGCAGAUGAGGAACAGAGAACUGGGGAAACACUUGAGGAAUACCUUGAGAGGGUGGAAACAUUGAAUGGUAAUAACUGUCACAGUAGCUCCAGGUCUACAUUCCGUAGUGGUUCAGAAAUGACCAGUGAUUCUGAUUUCAUUGAAGAGAGACGCAACUCUGCUCAGUCCGAUACCGAUGUCUUCUUUCCAUCUACCGAGCCGGAAAUCGAUGAACAGAAACGCAUCCUAGACCAGAAGAGACGGGAGCUGCCACCCAGCCACCGUUCAUGGAAACGCGUUGCAGAUUAUGUCAACGGUCUCCCAAUCAUUCCAGAGCCACCGAUACAGGGAGAGGUUCAGAACAAGAACAUCGGACAGGCAAAGAGGCAACGGAUCUGGUCUGAGGUUUAUGACAGACGGAGAGAUUUCACUCAGUCUGGGAGUCUUAGCUUUGCAGAGGGGAUGACAUCACAGAAACAUAUCACAAGCACUUCAAGUUCUAAUUUGUCCAUGCUGUCCAGCCUCUCCAGUCUUUCUGGAAGCCUUGCAUGGUUCGAAUCAGGGGACGAUGCUGAUAAGACAUUGUUGCCACUACCUGAAAAACAGUCCUCACACCCCCUGACACAGCAGCGACAACACUCCACACAACCAACAUUUCCUGCAGAACAGAAUCAAGAAGCAAUUUCAAUGAAAUAUGGCUGGAAUGAGAAUAACAGAACUCUGCAUGCAGUUAAACUUCCACUAAAACCAAAGGGGCUGGUCAAAGAGAAAGCCUUUCAUGGAUCCUCAUCUGUUUCACCUUCUCAAGAUGGAAGGAGUUCACCAACAGAGGGCUCUCUUCAGAUGCAAGAUAAACUUCCGAUUCCAAACAAAGAUAAGCCGCUUCAUCGUCGUAUGACAAACAGUGAUCUGAUUGCCCUAGCUACUCAGCAUCGUCAGCAGCAGCACACUACCCAUCGGCGGCGCCAGAAUCUUUUACAGAUGGGGAUGAGUAAUGUUUCAGAUUCAUCUGAUACUGAUACAAGUGGACACUCUUAUUCUAGUAUUGAUGACUUGCUGAUUGCCAGACAUGACCCAGAAGAGAUUCUUCUUAACCUUGGCUUUGGUGGAUCACCUGACAAGGAUGCUGUGGAUCGCAUCCCUUCCAGGUUUCUCCAAACACAGUCUCAAGCUAAGGGUAUCUCAACUGAUCACUACCUCUAUCAGAUGGAUGAAUUAGAAAGAGGAUGUGGAUUUAGUCUUGUUGGUGGUCUUAGAAGCUUGGGUCCUGCCCUUCGUAGAUCAUCUAGAAUGUCUACCUCUCCAAUAAUCGGUCGUGAACCUACACCUCCAAACGUUAACAGCACACCUGUCAACGUCAUUGUAGAACCACAACAUGAACAGAAAGAAACUCAACAGAACAAACCGCCAAGGAAAGAACCAUGCAAAGAGCUUCCUGAUGAUGACUUGAACCACAAUGUUGAAACAGUACAAACGCAAAAAGAGGUCAAAUAUGAAAUGGGUCACAAGAUCAAAGGUCAUCAUAAGCUGGUUGAGCAAAGCAAUGUUGAUGACAUUGAAUUGACUCCUAUAGGAGAGUCAUCUCCAGUUGGUCAUAAAACAGUUCAUGGUAAAUCUCAAAGGACAGAGGUCACAUCAGUCUCAACUGCACCAUCUACAGGACAGGAGAAAGAGAACAUGAAUGUCUUAAAGAACCAAAGGAAUAACCUUCCCUGUCGACUUGGAUCCAAAAUUCAAAGUGGAUGUUCUAACCUUGGCAGGAGACCGCAGAGAGAGGUAGAUAUUGAGCCUAAUGAGAAGUGUAGUGUUAUGAAGGAGAUCAACCAGGAGAAAGGAUUGGCUUUACAACCAAGGAUAGCACAACUCAGUAACACCCAUCCUGGAACAGUCACUGGUCAGGGUCUACACUCAAGAGAAGACUCAUUUGAGUUUGAAGAGCUUUCCAGUGAGGAGAGAUUGGAAGAUAACACUGGUAUGAAUCAUACUGCAGAAGCUAGUUUGAAUAACCAAGGUAAUUUGAUCCGCAGUGAUAGCACACAGUCAGAUAGCAGUGGCUUUGCAGAUGAAAAUACAGGAAGCAAUGAGACAGAAUCACCCAAAAGCACUUCUGGUAACUCUACCAUUACCUCUGAUUCAAAGAUCACCCAGACAAGUUUUGAUGCUGAUAUAGAGCCCUUGGACUCUAGUCAAUUCCAGAGACUACAUUAUAACUCUGUUGCAACUUCAGAUAAGAAUGCAGAACUUACAAUAAGUCAAGAAUCAAUGCAAAGUCUUCCAUCUGUGACCUCAUUGGAUGAUUCCCCAUUUGAUGAUGCGAUAGUGGUGACUGAAUUACUUAAGAGUGACACACAACGUACAAGAUAUCGCACAUACCCUGCAGCACAGGAUAGAAGGGUAGAGGAGUCAGGACCCAAAACAGUUGUUGAGAUAUUGUCUUCCCUUCACACAACCUCAAAAGAACUUGAUAAAGAAAGCAACCAAGGUCCCUCCGAGUCAACCAGACGUAAGCAUCCCAAAUUGAUGAAAAUGAAAAGUGUGGAUCCAGAAGGGUAUGGCUUUAAGCGUAAUGCUGAAAGUAAAGGGGUACAAACACAGGUGGAAUCAAGUCUGAAAGUGUCACAUAAACAAAUCUAUGAGGUUCUACAUGAAGUUGAUGAAGAGCUUCUCAGUCAAGAUGGGUUGACUGAUGAUGGUCAUGGAACCAAGGAAGGUAGACCUGUGCAAUCUGUUACAAAGUUUUCCAUUCCUGAUGAACAAUGCAAGGAACAUGUGACUGAAGAAAGUAAUGCUGCCCUUGAGACAAAUGUUGAAGAUGUGUGUGAAGGGUCUGAUGCUGCACCCAUUGAAUCCAAUGUCAUUCCAUCCUACAGAAGCCAUGAGGCAUGUCAACGUCUUUCUAUUACAACAUCCCAUUCCACAGAGUCAGUCUCAGUAAAGUCAAAACAUUCUGAUUAUGAACACCAAGUGAGUUGUGAUGAAGUCAAACUUAAUCCUGCAAUACCAGAUGUAAGUGACUCAAACAAUGUGCAGCUUAGUAGUCGAGUAUCCAACAAAUUUUUAUCAGAGAAUCUAUCUACAUGUAUAAAAGAUGAUAUAUCUAAUGAUGAACUUUCUUGUAAUAAUGGAAACAUUGGUGAUGGUGAGAGAAGUGGAAGGAGGGUAGAACAGACUCUCUCUGAAAUCAAUCAAUGUGAAUUCAGUAGUCAGACAUCUAGUACAGUGACAGAUGAUGCAGAUGUGUCUUUCAUCAAGUGCCAAUGGGACAAGAAAGUGCCAUUUAGUGCAUACAGCUCAAGUGAAUUUGAUGUGGAACAUUGUGAUGUUCCUAGGGAUGUAGAUUUUAGUGAGAACAGUAUUCUUGAUCAGCAAGAAGUUGAAGAGAAAGAAAAUCUAGUCGUCGAUGUUGAGACGUUAAUAACCGUAAGACAUGUGGAGACAUCAGGUAUAUGUGUAACUGCUUCAAAUGAAUGUGGGCACAACAAUGCCGACUCAGGGGAGACUGAACAAUCUGUCACAACUCAGGAUACUGCAUUGAAUGAUGCCACACUGCCAGCAGGAUCAAUUGAGGUAUCUUCAGCAUUACCAGGGUCCUUACCUGACACUGAAAAAUUGUCUUCUACAGCUCAGACCACUGCUUCUAUAGAUGUGUCAUCUGUCCAAGUUGCAUUGUCUAGUAGUAGAUCGGCCAUAGAUGAGGUUCAACCUUCGGAGGUCACAGAAUGUGCUUCAGAUAUCCCUAUAGAUCCUGAACAGUUGUUAAAGGAAGUAGCUUCCCAGCCACUCCUGGAUAAUGUUAUAGACACAAGAAUUGAGAUUAUCAACAAAGAAGAACACUCUAAGGCGAGAGAAGAACUUAAAGCACUUCUUGCAUCUCAGGAUCACCCUUUGUUAUCAUCAUCAGUGCCAUUAAAAUCAGCCAAUCAUAGUGAAGCUGUGGAGGAUCUCAAACUCCUACAGAGGGCAUUAGGCAGGUAUCAUCAGGAUCUAGAAGAACUGGAAUUGUGGUCCUCUAAACUUUUUCAAGAUGUUGGAUUUGCUUUAAGCCCAGAAGAGAGAUCUGACUUACACAGCUUGUCUAAAGUUCGUCACAAGAUCAAGGAUGAGAUUCAAAGUCUUCAAACAAAUCUAAUGGAGAAAUUUCAGGCAGUGAUAUCCAUGGACAUGGAGGAGUGUGAAAAGGAGUCUUUAUGGUCACCUAGCCUGUCUCAUGUCAUGUGUCAGAUGGUAGAUCUACUCAAAGAGCAAACAUCAUUGCGUACCUUCUUAGAUGAUCUUCAGGCCUUGGAGAACAGUAGCUCACCUACGCCUUCCUGGUCAGGGCAAUCAUCCAAACCCAGGAAUCGCCUGGUUGAUGCUACCUUUGGAGGUUCAGUGGAUGAUGAUGGGAAUCAGUCUGAAGGAGAGACUGAUGAAGCUACAUCUGAUCUAUCAUACCCUGGUACCAUGAGCCAGGGGGAGUUGAUUGAAGAACUGCAUAAAGCACAAAGUGCCUUGAAGAAGAUGAAAUUCCAAGCCAAACAGGAUGUUGUCAUGGCAGUCAGAGAGGUGAGACAGUCUAUCCUGUCUGAAGUGAGGAGGGAAAUUCAUAUGGAAUCCCAGUUGUUGCAAGUUCAGAUGCAGGCUAAAGACAUGGAGAUAGAAAACCUGAGAUCGAUGGUCAGAGAACUGAAGGAAACAAGUAUGACCAUGUCAGGCUUUGAGACAGUCUUCCACCAAAUGGCUAGAGAUAAAGAAAGUUGAAACUGAUUUCAUUACCAGCAAGAAGAAAAGACCAGUUCCUGUAUUCCCAGUCUAAAUACAUCAAUGGAGACGUGGGAGAAUGAACUGGAAUUGAUCUCCAGAGAGGUACAAUGUAGCUACUGUCCUUGAGAUGUCCUUGGAAUGUCUUCCACCAACUGACAGAGUGCAGGAAAAGCUUCAGUACUCAGAUUUCAUUUGAUCUUGAGAGAGAGAGGUCAGUGGGGGAUGUGACCUUAUCCAGUGGGGAGGUGUCAAUGACAAUGGGAUGAUGAUUAAGCUCUAAUUUGAUGAAUAAGAAGAUACACUUACCAGAAGAAAAGUUCUAAGACUGAAUUAAUGAUGGCUAAUAGACAUAAUUAUUUCAAUGUAAAAUUGAAAGUUAAUAGAAGAUAAAAUCAAUAUUUGUCUGUUGAGGAAUGUAUGAUUUGAGUUCAGAUGUUUUAAAAUAUCUUCUGCUUAUCUUUAAACCUAAAAUGGGCUGGCAUCUAAAUAAGCUGCUUUGAGAUUUUUAAAUUUUCAUAUUACAGCUUUGCUGAAAAUGUAAAUGUAGCCUCAAAUUAGUUCUCUUUUAGGUUUACACAUAAAGAUCUGUAGUCAGGAUUUAAUACUUCCAUUAUUCAGAAGAGUAUGAGUUCUUUAUAAGUUUGUGUUAUUUCGUGACUCUUUUGAACAUGAGGUUAUUCAUGACUUUUCAAAUGACUGGAAUAUUAAAUGGUAAAGGGAUGCCAAAAGUUCUACUUGAAUGUCAUACAAAGUGUGGUCAAAUAUUUCUUAUAAUGUGAAUGAAAGGUAGUAACUUUGUCUCAAAUUCAAAACCCAAGUCAAUGAUUUAGCUGGCAAUUCAAUUGUAGUCCUUAAGGUCAGACAGCAAAGGACAUAGCUUUAAGAUAUCAAUGAUUCCAUGGUAAGGGUACUUCCUUUCUGUCAAAGGUUCCUCCCAGCAGUUAUGGUGUCUGUGUUUCACAUGCUUUUGUGCAGGGCCACCCACAUUGUGUUAGCCUUAUCUUCAUAUUUCAACUCUUGCUGAUACAAGUAAUUUACAAUGUGGAAUCGCAUAUUUCUUUUUAUAUUCUGGUCAUUCGUAAGUCAUCCAUUAAUAUUUCAUCAAUGUUUUAAGAAAGUUGUUUUAUAGCUGACUAAACAGUAAAGAUUGGGCAAGAUUGUGUGCUACUCAACUCACAUAAGAAUUAUACUCAACUUUUUAUUGCAAGAUGCGUUUAUGGCUUGUGGUGCAAAAUUUAAUGGUGCUGUUUGAAUACUUUUUAAUUUAUUACUUUGCCGUUUGCAACUAGAUGUCAAAUUUCCAUAACAAAUGAUAAAGUGAUGGCAGUUUAAUGUGUACACAUUUAUAUUAAUCUGAUAUUCUACAUGGCCAGUGUAUUUGUCUUUAAUGAGCAUUGUUUACCCACUUCCAUGAUUAUAUUAUGGCUCAAGAAUAAAGCAAGAAGAGAUUCAUUGUGCAGUAGCUGCCAUUUCAUUGAAAUAUUAUGAAUGAUAAUUAUGCAAAAAUUUUAUAAAGGAACAAUUAGAUUUACAUGACUAAACAUGUUAUGCAAAGAUUAUACAAAUUAUAUACAUAUAUAGUUUCUUUUCCUAAUUGAAUUGGAUCUUGUCUGAACAGAAUUGUGGUGUAUGGAAGUUUGCAUUUAGUUAUUUGAUGUGAAAAUUUAGUGAGCACUAUUGAGUAGCUAUACACAAUACAUGCUUUGAUGAUGGGAUUUCCUUUUAGUUUUGUUUUUGACCAUAUUCAAACUGGUCUUUUGAUCAUAUCUUGCUCAGAGUGUUAUAUUUAAGGCCUCAUCACAAUAUAACAUAUCACAGUGCAAAUGUUUAGCUGAGUUUUGUUCCACGAAAUGACACACAGUCAUUUGACAUUCCCUGGUCAUUAAGUUUGUUUGCUCAGCUUUUGCUAGAUGUCUGCUUUCUAUACUCUUCUAUUCAUUGCUUAUAUUAUGUAGUCACCAUCUAUAGGCUCAUCAUUUGCUAUGUCCAUGUUUAUAAGAUAUGAAGUAAGCCCAGAGCAUAUUUUGAAACUUGCACAAUAAGAUGAAUGUUAAGCAUGCAUUCAUUUGCUGGAUACUCAUAAUUGAACAGGGCCUUAACCAUGAAGCAAUCGUUUCAUCAAUUUUGUUUUUGUUUCUCUUAUUUACUGCUAAAUUUGGUUUUUACAGCUUUUUCAUUUUAUCGAAUGCAGUCUUUACAAUUUAUAGUGUAUGGCAUUUUCUAUCAUUUGCCUGAACAUGUAUUUAUCAUGGCUGAAUCAAUUAUUCUUAUGAAAACGUAAAAAAAGUUAAUUUUUCAUGAAUUUAUAUUUGGUCACUCAUGAGAUUUGAAUAAAUUUAAAAUAAUGAAAUAUUUAAAGUUGUUAGUGCCUUGUAAGAUAAGAUAAAGUAUUAUGUCUAUAAUUGAAUUGAACUAACCUCAGGCUGGUCCUGUUUAAUUUUUUUUAUAUUACAUAAAUGUAUAUCAUUUCAGUAGUUGUAGUUUUGUGUUUGUUUUUGUUUCAUUUACGUUUAAUUUCCAUAUCAAAUUGCAUGAAAAUAAAAACAGAUUACAUGGUACGCAAUGUACACACACAUUUGAAUAUCUACAGUGAAUAAAUAUGACCUAGCCAGUAAGAUAAAUACAUGUAUUUUAGGAGGGUUAAUACAGGUAUUUUUAACAGGUUAGCUUUUGUGAGGAAACUAAAAGCCUUUUGAUCAGAGAGAGGGUCAUGAUUUCAAAUUCUACUCCAGGAGUUAAAAAAAAAUUUAAACAAGAAAAUGAUCCGUUCUGGCUUCACUCAACCCAGGUGAGGUGAAUGGAUACCCAAAGGGAUUUAUUCCUUGAAUGCUUUAACACCUAUUUACAGUGAGCCAGGGUAAUAAUAUCAUACCAAGUAUGUAGUGAAGUAGGUAACUGCACUAUUACAAUCAAUGGACAUAUUAUUAUAAAUUAGGUUUGAGUUAAGGUAUGUUUCUGUGUUAUAAUGAAACAAAAAAAAAUAUUAAUGAUUGUAUUGAAUUUGGAGAAGCAUGUCUUUUUUUUUUUUAUUUAAUCUGUGUGACUUGUGUUAUGAAGAAAAGAGAGUAAUACACUUAUAUUCAGUGUAUACUAUAGACCUUUAUGGUUUCUGCAAGUGGUUGUCUCGAAGACAAAUAAGUUUCCCCAUCAAUAAAAUUAUUGUAUUUUUACAGAUUAUGGCAGAGAUAUAUAAAUCUGGUUACCAUCUUGGAGUAUAUGUAUUGGUAUUUUUAUGACACUGUUUCAAAACAUUUCUUUCUUAUGUUUCAUGUAGGGCUUAUUUUUCAUAGGAACUACAAUUAAUUACAUCUUGUAGAUUCUAGUUCCCCCUUUUUUUUCUUUCUUUUCUUUGUUUCAUUGAAUCAGUGCCUCAGCCCUCUACUAAUUCAAGCCACGUAGUAUGUAUGAGGUAUUCUCACUACUGGGUCGAUGAUGGGAAUAUUUGAAGAAAGUUAUACCUGUUUUUAUUAAUUCUGUUGGUUUAACAUGAAUAGCAAUCUCUGUGAAAUGUGUCUUUCUCAUCCUGCCUUUGGAAUUAUUAGCUGCUUGUCCAUUCAUAAAUGUAUUUAAGAAAUUUCUUGCAUUCCUAAUAUGAUUAUGUGUUAUAAUAUACAAGUAGUAAAUAUUCAUGUAUGUCUCACAUAUAUAGACAGAAGGAUAUAAUAGUGAUAACUAAUAUUCAGUGUAUGAUUGUAUAUUGUUACUGAUGUAUUUCAUGCAUAUAUAUUUCUAUUUCUAUAUGGGAUAUUUUAUGGACAAUGUAAUAUUAUAUACACCACAGCUAUAUGGAAUAUUAAGAAUUUAACAAAUUAUUUUCCUCCUAAGAAUUUUUGAUUUACUGAUAUUUCUGUGCUUUACAUCAUGAAAUAAGAACUGCCAUAUCGCAGUAUAUAUUUUUACAGAAAAGCUAUAUUUGUACUAAAAGUAAGAUAUUGGUAUUUGUACUUUUAUUGCUGAUUUUUAUGAUGUUUUCUCUUUUCUCGACAUUGAAAUUUACUGUAAUAAAGGGAAAUAAAAGAAUCCUUGUUCAUUA
Lytechinus variegatus (green sea urchin) is the source of this 9737-nucleotide messenger RNA. RefSeq lists its product as uncharacterized. Gene Ontology annotation, molecular function: signaling receptor binding. Lineage: Eukaryota; Metazoa; Echinodermata; Echinoidea; Temnopleuroida; Toxopneustidae. The coding region runs from base 863 to 5701 and encodes 1612 amino acids. The transcript has 16 exons. The record is from RefSeq and is a predicted model, not a curated record.